Tuber aestivum (summer truffle) is the source of this 2464-nucleotide messenger RNA. NCBI's taxonomy places the organism in Eukaryota, Fungi, Ascomycota, Pezizomycetes, Pezizales, Tuberaceae. The record is from the annotation of a GenBank genome assembly.
UGCCAUCUUGAAGCAUUUCAAAGUUUGGGCAGAGAUACCGGAGUAUGGUCUCGUGCGCUGAUGUAAAUCCACGAUAGCCGAGGAUUUUAUUUGUCUGGUGAGGGUUGGUGCUGAUGAGAGGUUAGAUACCUGUGCUGCCAGUGUAUUCCACAAUCUCCUUUUCCUCUCCCCUUUCACCCUCCUCCGAUUCUUACCACAUGCUACCCGUACUUCAAUUGGACCGCCGACGAAGGGGGUUGAAACAGGUAUUCCUCUGCUCUUAAUCAGUCUAUUGAUUGACCGGUCUCUACUCAUCUAUUCCUUUGUUUGUUUCUCCAUUUCUCCUCCUUUUGCUUUAUUUGUUACGGUCACGCACGUUUGUACCCUGUACGGUACAGCUGUGUUGUACUCGCUCGCUUGCUGGCCCGGGCCUCGUUCCUGCCUUGCGACCGUCGUUUUCAUCGCUCCCAACCAUCGACACACCCGAUUCACCGUUCCAACAACAAAUCUUCCCCCUCACCCCUCGACCACUUUCCACCAUCGUCGGGUGCUCGAUAGUGUCGGCAUAUACUCGCAUCACACUGAGGAAUCUACAGCUUUUUAGCAACAUAUUCCCGCAGCCGCCCAGAGGGACAUAAUGAGCUCGACGGGUGAGCGUAAUCGUCUUCCUACCUUGUUUGAGGUUCUCAGCAGGAGAACCUUACCACCCGUGGAUUUGUUCUCGUUUUACAUUUACAUGAGAGAUCAGCAACGCUCUGUGGAUUAUCUAGAUUUCUGGUAUGUCACCGUGGUGGGGGGGGGGGGGGGGGUUCAUUCUACUGCCUGGGGAGAGAGGAGGAGUCGUUAUUUUCAGCCGUUGGCUGGGGCAGUGGCUUGAGGUUCUGGCUAACGUUUGAUUGUCUGUCCAGGCUUGACGUCGCUCAACACAUCUCGCUUUGUCGACACUAUGUCCGCGAACUCCGCCGGAGUGUAUUGAUCUCUACGCCUGAUCUAGACAAGGGCAGCAAGAGGUCAUCGGGAGCUCCGGAAGACCUCCUAGGUGAUGAGGGUUUUGAAAUGAAGAGCGACGAUCAGCGGCUCUCUGCAUUCCUUCGUUCUGAAGGCACAUCCGACUCUCCCGCCCGCCGCUCCAUGGGCGACACGCUGGAAACUCCGGGAACAGGUCGUCCAUCGUUCAUGUCCUCCUCCGCGCUUGAUCCCAAUACCGACUCGACUUCUCCCGGCCACACAGUUACGAGGAACGAUCUGCGUGCUUCUGCCGAAAAAAUUCUAUACACUUUCCUCUUGCGGGGCGCUGAGCGCGAGAUUGUCCUGCCAGAAGUCAUCCUGCAGUCGAUUUCCAAUGCGAUUGAAGUGGAGGCGCGUGACGAUCCUGCCAUUUUUGAUGAAGCGAAGGACUACGUUUUCCAGGCCAUGGAGCGGGACGCCUUUCCAGGAUUUUUGAGAGCGAAAGCCUUAGGAAAUCUCGUGCCCCCCAGUGCUACCCUUCGCUUGAUCAUAGGCCUCCUUGCCAUGUUUGGUGGUUUCUGGGCUGCUUUCGCACUCAUAUUCUUGGAUAUCAAACCAAAGAGUACCAGAUUAUGGGUUAGUCAUAUACUCGCCAAUCCAAACUCCCAUACCGCCACCGCUAACUAAUAAAUUAAACAAUCGCAGCUCGUCCUCCCUUUCUCGAUCGGCGUCUACUGCCUCAUGGCCCACCAAUACUCCCUAGAUCCCAUAAUGGGCCUGAUAGGAAUUAGCGAGUACACCCUUAUGUCCUUCACACGUGUCAAGGAGCCUUUCGUCCGUCGUUUACUCAGCAAGCGUUCUUUGUGGAUCCUUUCGCUUACCAUUCUCAUGGUCGCGGCGCUAACGUGCUUGUAUGUGUUUGUGCCGGGGAAAAGGUUAUAAUUGAUUAAUCAAUUGGCUUGGUUUCACUGGGAUUUCUUAGGUCUAUAUCAGAAUUAUGUGUCCGCGUGUUGGGUUAGCAGAGGCUCUCUUUUGUGAAUUUUUUCUUUCUUUCUUUUCUUUUUCUCUCCAGUGAUAUCCUACUAAAGCUUUUCUUCUGUCGGGGGUUGGGUUAGUUAGCAUUUGUUGAACGAGCGAGGGCGGAGUGGAGGGGCUGUUGUAUUGUAAUACUUUUUCUCCUUGUGAGGCUUUUAUCUACUGUUUGAUACCCGGUUUGCUUGUGGACUGUGGAUUGAUGGAUUGAUGGAUUGAUGGAUGGCUAGGCAGAGGUAAGGGGAAUGCGGUGGAGGGGCACCUAUGCAGCAUCAACCACGGCUCUUCUCUCUCUCGGUGUAUCUCGUGUUAGUUUUGCACAGCACAAUAGUAUUUACCUACCCAUUAACACUUGUUUGUCAUUUCUUGUCUGUGUUGUAGCGUAAAUGGUUAGGGGGCAUUUCAUUUACGCUUUGGAAUAGAUAUCCCUUGGAAGCUUCUUUGCGUCUUAACCGCGCGGGUCGCUCCUACUGCCGCGUGUACAGUAGUAACGUACUCGCAUGUC